Bursaphelenchus xylophilus (pine wood nematode) is the source of this 1365-nucleotide messenger RNA. The record is from the annotation of a GenBank genome assembly. Lineage: Eukaryota; Metazoa; Nematoda; Chromadorea; Rhabditida; Aphelenchoididae.
AUGCGGUCGUGUCUUCUUUUUCUGAUCCCAUUCUUCCCAGGUUUUGAGGCUAACGGCGAUCUGAUUAAUAGUACUGUAAUAAGAUGGAUUGAUUUGAGUGAGGGAUUAGAUUUCAAUUUCACUUCUGAGAAUACGAUCACUGGUCUGGACUUGUUUAUUUAUGUGGAACAGACCAGAAACUACUCCGUUGUCUUCGAUUCCUUGGUAUUUUUUGAUUUGAUAUCCUGAAUAAUGUAAUUUCGUACAGGACAUGAAGUGUAAAUUCGAAAUCGACAGAAUACAAGUGGAUGUGAACAGCGACGGAGUUAUUGUGAUUAUCCGAAGCCCUGGUAGGUCAAUUGGAGAGCAGUUUUGAUAUUGUAGUAGGGGCAGGUGAAUGAUUUGAUUUCAGACCUAAAAGAAGACGUCCGACAGUCAAUACGGGGUAAUCAAGAGACCAAUAUCAUCCAUCUCCAUUGGGAUCGCGAGGGAUUACAAUUCCUCAGCUUUCCAUUAACACAAAUCAGGCUUAUGAAGUAGAGUUACUAAGUCGCAGUUUUAUAUUAUUAGGUUCAUUAUUCAUAAAUUAUUUUUUAGACAUUGUGUCCUGGAAGAUGUCAAGUCCAUAAACGGCAGUAUUACAGCUUUGAAUGUGCCGAAGGCUUUCAUUGAUUUGGUAAUCACGGAUCCAGAAAUCAUACUCUAAUUUCAGGACUAUUCGGCCAAUGAUUCGCUGAUUGCUCGAAUUCGAGAGAAGGACAAGAAAUUGGAAAGCGAUAUUGAUGCAUUGAUGUCAAGGAACAUUACGUUGGCCAUUAUUUUGUAAGUUUUUAUAAUGUCAUGAGUGGCUUAGAUACAGUGGCGAGCAAAAAAGAGGACGUUUGAUGGUUCGUCUUUCACUUUGUGGGUUGGCGGUGUGCUGGAUUACUGUUGCACGCGUAAAAAUGAUACUCCGAAAGACGAUUGUUUAUGAUCUUACAUUCGGAGGUUUAACAUGACAUUUGUUUGCACUAUUAAAGGUAAUUUACUUUCAGAUCCGCGAUCCACCUCCUCUUCUUGAUAGCCCUUGUCGUUUUGAUCGUCUUCACCCGUCUUUUGAUGAAACAUAAACUGAAAAUAAGAUGGAAAAGCAUCAGAUUGGAUGAUCUGUAUGUGGUUGUAAUGAGUGCUGCCGUGGAGGCAGGGAUCUCGGAUCUCCCCAAGUUUGAAAAGGAUGCGGUGAGAGGGCGAUUCAUCGGCUCACAAACAAUAUUAUUUUAGCCCCCAUCUCCACCCAAGAUUAUGAUUAAUGUCAGAAAAGAUUUUGAGAAGAAAAAAGACGUCGCCCCGGCCAAUCCAUCGGACAAAACAACGCCUCAAGUCACCACAGAGAAGAAAUAUAAUUGA